This is a messenger RNA of Cryptomeria japonica (Japanese cedar), 2162 nucleotides long. Its product is annotated as E3 ubiquitin-protein ligase PRT1. The record is from RefSeq and is a predicted model, not a curated record. The transcript is spliced from 2 exons. NCBI's taxonomy places the organism in Eukaryota, Viridiplantae, Streptophyta, Pinopsida, Cupressales, Cupressaceae. Gene Ontology annotation, molecular function: zinc ion binding; ubiquitin protein ligase activity. Gene Ontology annotation, biological process: proteasome-mediated ubiquitin-dependent protein catabolic process. The coding region runs from base 277 to 1374 and encodes 365 amino acids.
UUGUCAUCAGUCAUGGAGCGCCGAGUUUUUCCAUUUUUCUCACGCGAAGAUGUUCCAGAAAAAAAUAUUAAACCCUCGCCAGCGGUGCAUUGGAUGUAUUUGUUCACGUCGAACAUCCUAGAGAAUCUGCGAGAUUGUGAAAGCGCAAGCAAUAGCUUUAGAACAGAUGAAAUCUCUGUGAUAAAAUCCCAGUUUAAGAUAAGUUUCUUCGGUCAUUUUCUUAUUCAUUGGCCCAAAUAAUUGAAAAUCAAUUAGUUUUAGGUUAACAUUUGCGAGAUGGAGAGAACCAUGGAUGAUGGUGGCGAACCUUUCCAGUGUCAGAUCUGCCUGGAAAUUGCGUACAAGCCUGUUGUUCAAGCCUGCGGUCACAUCUUCUGCUUUUGGUGUCUUCACCGUGCCAUGGAUUCUUUGGACACAUCGCAUUGCCCUCUCUGCAGAAGUCCAUAUCAGCAUCUGCCCAGAGUGUGUGAAUUGCUUCAUUACCUUCUUUUGAAAGCAUUGCCAAAGGAAUAUAAGGAAAGGGCUGAAGAGGUCUUAGAACAGGAGAGAGAAAUGGGUACUUUCUCUCCUCAGUUGGGUACUCUGGAUUUGAAUGGUCAAGAAAGUAAGGUCUUGGAAUUGGAGAAAGAAAAAGGCACUCUCUCUUCUCAAUUGGGUACUCUGGAUUCUAAUGGUGAAGCAAAUGAGGUCUUUAAAUGCGAGAAAGAAAAGGGCGCUUGCUCUCCUCAACUGGUUACUCUGGAUUUGAAUGGUCAAGUAAGUGCAGGAACUUCUAUUUCAGAAAGGAAGCUUAGGGUAAGCGAUGCUUUGUGUGCCCAUUGCAAAAAGCUAAUUUAUCGUCCCACAGUACUCAAUUGUGGGCACGCAUUCUGUGAAUUAUGCGUUAAUUAUAAUGUUUUUCAAGGAACAACUCUUAAAUGCCAAGUUUGUCAAAGCUUGCACCCUGCAAAAUCAUGGGCUGUUUGUCUGGAGCUGCAUCACUUCUUACAGAACAUGUUCGCAGUGGAAUAUGCAGAGAGAGAGAAAUCAAUGCUUGUGCAAAAUAAACAACCUAAGGAGGAGUCCCCAACUGAUGAGACAGCUGAGGCGUCAUGCCAAAAGGAAACAGUUAUUCAUGUCGGAGUUGGAUGUGAUAACUGUGGGCUCUAUCCCAUCAUGGGAAAGAGGUAUAAAUGUAAAGAUUGUAGCGAGUCUGUGGGAUUUGAUUUGUGCGAAACAUGUUAUCAGUCUCAGGCAGGUUCAUGGAUUGUUGGUAGGUUUAAUCAACACCAUAAAGCAGAGCAUCAGUUUGAGAUGGUUGCAGGAGAAACGCUAGAAGGAGGUAUAUGGGUAGAUGGAGAUACAGGACAGCGUAUAUAUGUUUUAAUGAGCUAAAAGCACUCAAAAGGCUAUGUUGCACGGAAUGCUAAUGGCUGUUCCACUAUUGUACCUUGACUCCUACACAUCAGUCCAUGAAAAUGAAAACAACAUCUCUCAAGCUGGGGUGAUGUAUGAGUUUGUUAUUGUACAUUUUUGUAUUGUGCAUUUCAACAAUGUGGAGAUGGAAGAAGAUCUUUUCUCCCACGUGUACUUGUUAUGAAGGAUGUAUUGAUUGGUAUUACAGUCCAUUAUGAUGCAUAAAUCAGAUUUAUAUCAUUGGGAAAAGUUACAAGAGUUUUUGGUUCAGAUGUCCUUAUGACAAUGCAAAUACAUAGUUGAGGGAAAGUUUGAAAAAGGGAGGUUAUUGAUGGAUGAGGAUUUGAAACUAAGCUAGCAUGGAUGUAUUGGUUAUGCCUUGAAGAUUGCUGCAAUGAAGGCCCACAUCUCUAAGAUUUACCAGAAUGACGGGAAGGAAGUUGGACGAAGCUCCAAUUAGGAAGCUCUAGAUAAGCAUUUUAGAAGAUUGUUGAUAAGCUUGGGAAUCAGAGAGAAAACCUCAUUAAUUUAUAUAUUAUAGGGCUUGGAUUACAUGGAUAUUGCUGUUUAUGUACAUGGUAUUGUCGCAAAGAUAUUUGAGACCUCAAGUUGGCACAAUGUUCUUAGGUGAAAGAUGCAACAUCUCAUAGGUACAAGAUCAAUAUUUAAUUUGCAGUUUGGCAUGAUUGGUCACAUUGGCAUUAGGAUCUUGGAGAAUCAUGAUUGCAAUUGUUUGAGGACGAGCAAUUUUGGGAAGGGAGAACUUG